Molecule: messenger RNA, 1746 nt
Organism: Cylindrotheca closterium
Lineage: Eukaryota; Bacillariophyta; Bacillariophyceae; Bacillariales; Bacillariaceae
Source: the annotation of a GenBank genome assembly
AUGCCACGACGACCAAGUAUCUUGUCACCGCCGACUUCGCCCAUGAUGUCGUCGUAUGAAGUGGACAGCGAUGAGGACGCUGAACAAAGAAUGGGCGAAGGAAAUCCAGCACGAACGAUCCCUGAAUCAGUCGUUGUGAGGAAACAAGCCAACGGCGGUGCUAGCAACCGAUACGCAGACGUAUUGGCAUCUGUUGGAUUGGAUGGAAAGUUGAACCAGGCGGACAGCCUCCCAAAAGAAAGAAUUGUUAGCAGCUACGACAUCUUUUGCAACCGAGAACUGAAGCAAGAAGCCAUCACUGCAAUUGGUUUUGAUAUGGAUUACACACUUGUGCAAUACAAGCAACCUGCAUUUGAUGAACUGGCUUUCAAUGGGGCCAAAGAGAAGCUGGUGAAUAGUUUGGGUUAUCCCAAAGAGGUGCUAGACUUUGAAUAUGACCAUAAGAGCUGGCAAAGAGGCUUAAUCAUCGAUACGGAAAGAGGAAAUGUGUUGAAGAUUGAUAGGCAUAAAUAUGUUCGGGUUGCAUACCAUGGUUUCGAAGAGAUUUCAUCCAGUACAAGAAAGAUUCUCUACGCAAGGAAUUUCAACAAGGUCGAAAGUUUUUCAGAAAAGUCAUAUGUGAACAUGGAUACGCUUUUUCAGUUUGUUGAUGUCCACCUCUUUGCUUUGCUCGUGGAAAUGAAAGACGGGGGGGAACACGAGAUGUUGGACUUUAAGACCUACGGGGAAAUCUACAAGCAGAUUCGGCAAAGUGUUGACUUGUGUCACAGAGAUGGCGUUAUCAAGGAUGAAGUUGCAAGGUAUCCAGACAAAUACAUUGUGGACGACAAAGGAAUGAUCCCCAUGCUAAAGAGAUACAAGGAGCAAGGUGUUAAACUUUUUCUUCUCACAAACUCUUUCUGGGAAUACACAUCAACCGCCAUGAACUAUUUGUACCACGGAAAGCGAAUAAACGAUGAGGAGCAGAAGAAGAAUGAAUGGAUCGAGCUCUUUGAUUUGGUUAUCGCUGGAUCAUGCAAACCUGCAUUCAUGUUGGACCCAUAUCUUCAACUUUUCCGGGUAAACAUGCAAGAUGGAUCGCUGAAGAAUACGGAUGGCGUCUUUGAGAUUGAUGCUUUGGGUCCUGAUGGUGCAACAAAGUUCUUAGAGCAGGGCAAAAUAUUCCAAGGUGGUAACUGGCAACAUCUCCAUAAGAUGCUGGGUGUAAAAUCUGGAGAUGAGAUCCUAUAUGUCGGAGAUCACUUGUAUUCGGAUGUUUUGAGAUCUAAACGAACACUGGGCUGGCGAUCGCUGUUCAUCAUGCCGGAACUCGACGAUGAAUUGCGAGUUUUCGCAGCUGAACUCCCGUUGAGGAACAAAAUUUCGAAGUUGAGAGAGCUCCGAGAAGAGCUUGAGUUAAAGGCCGAAUUCAUCCGCCGAACAGAAGAUAUGAACGACGCAUCGGUCAAAGCAAAGCUGGCAGAGUUUGAGGCCGACGAUGACGCAAUCAAGGAGGUGCUCACUACUCUUGCAGAAAAAUGGCAUUCCGCCUUCCAUCCUGUAUGGGGCGCAAUGUUCAAUGCAGGAUACCAAGAAUCUCGCUUCGCCUUUUACGUGGAGAACUAUGCAUGUCUAUAUACUUCAAAAGCCUCAAACAUGGGACUGUCAUCUCCGACGAGAUCAUUUAGAACAACGAUGGAUAUUGUCCCCCACGAUCAACUCCUUGAAGCCGCAAAUACAAAGUUUGACGACACCAAUCCAUGGUAA